CACUCAAGCUUGCAAUGCUUCCUCUCACUCCUUAUUUGACAGGGCUUUACAAGAAAUGAUGGGAGAGUUUUGGAAGGACUCUACCUGACAGCUCUUCCUCAGCUGAUGAUAACAAUAAUGAUGAUGAUGAUGAUGAUGAUGAUGCCAUGCUGUGUGGUUAACCUUCUUUCAUAUGACCAGAGACAACUCAUGGGAAGUGGAUAAUUUUUUUCCACCUCAUGGUCUGAUCUUCCAACAUGGACUUGGACACAGUAACACAGAGCUGGCGGAACAUUCCAUUCAUUCGUGUUAUAAAGAGUGUCCACCUGGAUAUCAUAAAGAAGGAAACUGUGACAACCCCUUUCCAAAGAACAGAUGUAAAAAAUGUGGCAGUCACACAUUCACAGCGAAAUCCAAUAGCCUGGAGGAAUGCCUGAGGUGUGACGUGUGUGGUCCUUAUGAAGUGGAAAUACAGUCAUGCUCCUUUCACAGUGAUGUGGUGUGUGCGUGCAAGGAGGGAUACUACAACGCAGGGUCCCAAGAAAGCCUCAAUUGCCUUGCAUGCUCGUGUGAAGCUUGUAAAGAUACUGGAAAGCGCAUUCAUGAGCAACAGAAUUGUGAGGCAUGCUUCAAGGAACAGUGUUUAAAAGAUGCAGAAUGCAAGAGAAAAUGUACAGCUACAACUGCAGCUGUCUUUAUAGCCACAUUAACAACAACAAGACUCCCCAAUUCAAAACAGGACAGAACAUCACUUAAUCAAAAUCCACUUCACGUAGCAGGUGAUGGCCAAUGGAUGUUCAUCUUCCUGGCUGUGAUGCUAUUUUGGCUUCUGGUGUUCUGCAUCUGCUUUGCCGUCUACUUGCGGUCUUCUCCCAGCUGGAAAAUCAACAAGAACUAUGAGAACCCUACUCAAGUUUCCAAUGGUACUGUAAAAGCUCACAGUCAUCCAAGCAGCAGCCCAACCAUGCGGACAGUUAACGUCCGUGAGGAAACCCCCAUGAUGACACCAUGUCAGAGUUCAGCAACACCAGCUCAUCUCGACCACAUGGACGCGCCGCUAACAGACGGCCAACACAAAGAUGGCAGACUAGAGGAGCCAAGCAGGCACUGGCCGCCCAUUGUCCUCUACGCUAUCAUUAAUGAGGUCCCCCUGCGCCGGUGGAAGGAGUUCUUGAGGAUGCUCUCGGUGGCAGACCAGCAACUGGAACGCGUGGAGUUUGAAGCCGGCUUGGGCCUGCUGGAGAAGCAGUACCAGAUUCUGCGGCUGUGGAGCCAACGCUCCUCUGCCAGCCUGGAACGCAUCUUCUCCGCCUUGCAUUACAUGAAUUUGUCCGGCUGUGCUCAGAUGCUGCAGGAGACCCUGGAGAGACUUCAGUGGAGGGAUCAGCCAAAGGAUGAAUUCACAGCCUGCUGAGACUUCAGGUCAAGUAAAUGUCAAGUAAUACGACAGGAAAGAUUGUAUUUGCUCAAGACUUGCAUAUGAACAAUCGGGGAACUCAAAUGGCAAUAUCACAAGUUUAUUUUAUUUAAUACAUGAGGGAUCAAGAUCCGUUGUCCUUUUCUUUCAGCAUCCAAUCUCUUUCAGUCUUUACUUGAAGUUUGUAAGUGACAGUGGGCAUGUCGAUCUCAGCGGUGGGAAGUCACAAACUAAAAAUGCUUGGCCACGGCACUUAAGUGUUUACUUUUUGGGUACAAUGAACCCCUGCAUAUUUGCAGUUAUGCUUUUGCCUAUUCGUAAAAUUUCUGGGGGACCAUUCCUCCUUUAUUUCAUUAAAAACUCACUUAUAUGCUGUUUUUGUGUUCAGUAACAGUAUUGCUUUGGUGCCAUGGAACUCUUUGGAAGUGAGUUGAGGAGCAUCAAGCAGGGAGUCUUAAUAACGAUAGCAACAGAUUUAAAUAAAAAGCAAGAUAUUCCCCAUCUAUAACCUUAUUUUUUUAAAGAGAUUUUUUUAUGUUUUUGGCAAAUGAUUCAUGGUGAAUGUUUUUGUCUUGUACCAGCCUAAAAAAACACCAGUACCAGACGUGUAUUUUUUCAAUUAUCACAAAGCCCAAUUUUCUUGCUUCUCAGUUCACAAUGUUACCAAAGCUAUAGACAGCAUAGCAUACAGAAGACAGCUUUUAUAGCAUAAAAGUCGGGCCAGUGUUAGCUAGAGUGCUAACGUGAUGUGAUUUAUUUAAUUUUUCUUCGUCUUCUUCUCAGUUUGAGCACUAUGUAAGCCAGUAAGGCUAUUUUGUAUGCAUAUUAGUUUUUCUUCUCAUUGUACCAAGUUAUCAACAGGUAUUGUAAAUAAUUGACAGUAAAAAAAAAUUUUUUAAUUUUACUUUUGGGCGUCACGGUGGGCGACUGGUUAGUACAUCUGUCUCAACAGAUCUGGCCUCGCCUGUGUGGCGUUUGCAUGAUCUCUCCGUGCCUGCAUGGGUUUUCUCCGGGUACUCCAGUUUCCUCCCACAUCCCAAAAACAUGCAUGGUAGGUUAAUUGAAGAUUCUAAAUUGUGAAUGUGAGUGCGAAUGGUUGUUUGUUUCUAUGUGCCCUGUGAUUGGCUGGCGACCAAUUCAGGGUGUACAUCGUCUCUCACCCGAACAUAGCCGGGAUAGGCUCCAGCACGCCCGUGACCCUCGUGAGGAUAAGCAGUACAGAAAAUGGUUGUACUUGAGUACAUGUCAGAGUUUGUACUUUUUACUUUAAAUGUAGAAGUUCAGUCAAUUCUUCUACUUUUACCAGUUAUUUAUUUAUUUUAUUUUAUGAAUGCAAGUAUCUGUAUUUCUACUUAAGUAUAAAGUGAAGUGUGAGAAACUUUGCCAUGUCUGACAACAUACAGGUAUGAUGUGAAAUUAACUGACCUGACAUGUCUUCCAUCUCUUUAGAAAUGAGUUUUUGUACACUCGUUAAACAAGAAACUGAAAUCCCCACAGAAUUUACAGUUUUUUGGUUGUCGCAAACAAGUUCUGUCAAAGCACAGUAGGCAGUUUGUUUAUUUCACACCACUUGUGCCGUUUAACCUGAUGGUUUCCUUUUGUGGUGUCUGCGUGUCUCAUUUUGAGAUGGUUGUGCGCCUGUACAGCUACUGACGGGAAAGGGCUUGGGCUUUCCAAUAAAUUGAGAAUAAUUUGUGGUUUUAAUAUGAAUUGCAGUUUUGUUGUGGUUUUCCUGUUGUGCCAAGUUGAGACAAAUGUAUCAGAAUAUUUUUGUGGUUGUGUGUACGUCUUUAUUUUUUAUUUUUUAAAAAGCUUUUUUUGUUUAAAAAAGAAGCUAUUAAUGUGUGCAUAUGUUUUUAAACAGCUCAGAGAUUUAAUGCUUUGCCAGGAUUGAAAAUUGCAACCUUAAUUAUAACUGAAUACUCUAUGCCAUUGUAUUUAUGCAGUUGUUUAUGUCUAAAGUUAUUAUUAAGUUAUUGUAAAUACAAAACACUGUAUUAUU
Phycodurus eques (leafy seadragon) is the source of this 3398-nucleotide messenger RNA. Its product is annotated as tumor necrosis factor receptor superfamily member 1A. Bases 173 to 1393 code for a protein of 406 amino acids. Gene Ontology annotation, biological process: signal transduction. The record is from RefSeq and is a predicted model, not a curated record. Gene Ontology annotation, molecular function: protein binding. The transcript is spliced from 10 exons. Gene Ontology annotation, cellular component: plasma membrane. NCBI's taxonomy places the organism in Eukaryota, Metazoa, Chordata, Actinopteri, Syngnathiformes, Syngnathidae.